Messenger RNA from Zingiber officinale, 1337 nucleotides. RefSeq names its product protein trichome birefringence-like 37. The transcript has 5 exons. Gene Ontology annotation, cellular component: Golgi apparatus. The record is from RefSeq and is a predicted model, not a curated record. Lineage: Eukaryota; Viridiplantae; Streptophyta; Magnoliopsida; Zingiberales; Zingiberaceae. Gene Ontology annotation, molecular function: O-acetyltransferase activity. The coding region runs from base 21 to 1145 and encodes 374 amino acids.
UCUGCACUCUCUGUGCUCCCAUGGGGAACAGUGUUCGGUCGAGCUUGCUCCUCUGCUGUUGUUCUCUGCUCUCGCUUUUACUCUCCGCCACCGCGUAUCUCCCCUACCACUGGGACGGCGGCAAUGGCCUGGCCGCGGGGAUGGCGAGGGGGCGGAGGGCGCGUGCCGCUGCCGAGAGUUGCAACCUGUUCCAAGGCAGCUGGGUCUACGACGAGUCGUACCCGGCCUACGACUCCUCCGCCUGCCCCUUCAUCGACCCCGAGUUCGACUGCCAGCGCUACGGCCGCCCCGACAAGAACUACCUCAAGUAUCGUUGGAACCCUGAUUCUUGCGACCUCCCAAGAUUCAACGGAGUGGAUUUUCUAACGAAAUACAAAGGGAAGAAGAUAAUGUUCGUUGGGGAUUCCCUCGGCGAGAACCAAUGGAUGUCACUGGCUUGCAUGCUCCACGCCGCCGUCCCCGACGGCAAGACAAACUACACAAAAUCACCCCCCCUCUCCUCCAUUACGUUUCAGGAGUAUGAAGUGUCGGUCAUGCUGUACCACAGCACCUACCUAGUCGACAUCGUCAACGAGACCAUCGGCAGGGUUCUGAAGCUUGAGUCGAUACAAUCCGGUUCGGCCUGGAUCGCAGCUGACGUGCUGAUCUUCAACACCUGGCACUGGUGGAAUAACAAAGGAGCGAGCCAACCAUGGGAUUACAUAGAAUACGGCGGGCAGACGUACAAAGACAUGGACCGGUUGGAGGCCUUCAGCAAGGGGAUGACCACCUGGGCCAAAUGGGUGGAUUCCAACGUCAAUACUGCAACAACUAAAGUCUUCUUCAGGGGCAUCUCUCCCACCCAUUACAUGGCAAAAGAGUGGGGCGAAGCGACCACAAAGGGAUGUGCUAAUCAGACGGAUCCUGUGAGUGGAUCCACCUACCCGGCCGGUCCGGUUCCGGCGCAGUCGGUGGUGAAGAGUGUGUUGAGCGGGGUGUCGAAGCCGGUGUUCUUGCUCGACGUAACUCUGCUCUCUCAGCUUCGGAAGGAUGGGCAUCCAUCGGCGUACAGCGGAGAGCAUCCCGGGAUGGAUUGCAGCCACUGGUGCCUCGCCGGCGUUCCGGAUACCUGGAAUCAACUCCUGUACGCAGCACUGACACUAUAGAAGUCCUCGGGGCGUCGUCGUUCAACCUGCUCAUUGUUUCCCUUCAUUUUACUUGAAAAAAAAUCUCUUUUGUCAUUGUUUUCUAGGUUAAUUUUUUUAGUGGAAUUAAUUACAGUCAUUUGCAAUUGUAUGAUGAUGAAAUAAAUUACAAUUAGUUCAAUAAAAUUUCGACUUAUUUUUUUUAAAGUCAUA